UAUCUUAUCAGCUUUAUGAAGAAUGUUACACAGGAUAAAGCUUGCUAUCAAAAUGCAUAUAAAGGCAGACUACAGCCGAUUUAUCUCACAUCUCAUUUGAACACAUACACUGUACGGCUGGUUUUUCUAAUAAAGAAAAUAAAACAGCAACAAAAUGUGGACUUGGAGUCAAUUUAUCACCAUGGCUCUCCUUGUACAUGUACAUGUAGUACUGAUGGACGGUAGUGUACAGGCUGCUACGCCUGGAACUCCAACAACGAAUCCACAUUUGAAAUUCCAUUGCAAUCCUGAUGACAACAUAAUUGUGACUUUGACUUCUGCAGAAACAUUUUAUUACAACGUGGAAUGGACAUGCAAUGGAAGUACACCCUCCGUUGUAACCGUCACUACAAACGAACAAUUUUUUGUCACCUGCAAUAAGGGAGAAAAUGUUACCGUGACGGUGUUAAUGUCAUCAUCCUCGACCCCAAUCCCAUCUGUAACACCAAUCACGAUCAUCAGGAAUGAAAAAGAAACGUUUGCCUUCCAGUGUACAGAAAUCACAUCGAGUGGUAUUGUCUUAUUUACAAACACGUCAUUAAACGACAAAAUACCAUUUGCAUAUAUGGGAACGCAGAAACCAGAAUUACAACUACAGAUGUAUGUCACGACUGCAGCUAACAAUAACAUAAUAAAAAGUAUCACGAUAGGAGAGACGUACAAGCUUCACAUUGACGGUCCAGAAAACUAUGUGGUAAUCCCGCAAAAGUGCUAUGCAGCAGACGUCAGCAGCGGAGCUACGGGUGACAGAAACGUCACGUUAUUGGAAAAUGGGUGCCCUUGCGACACUGAUAUUUUUAAAACCAAAUUUCAAAUAAACUCACAAGAUCUAGGAAAAGUAGAAGUAGAUUUUAAUGGAUUCCGCUUUGUAGGUUCGAGAAAUAUUUUUUUGGAAUGUAAAGUACACGUGUGUCCGCCGGAUGGAUGUGAGAACUCCCUACGUACACUUUCUGAGACAUCGGCGGGCUGCCAUGAUCCAUCCAAAACCGUUGCGCCAGGCACAAGGAAGCGAAGGAGCGUCAUCCAGCAAAAGUCUAUAGCAAUUGCUAGAACGGCUUUCGUCGUUCAUGAUUCAAGAAUAAUCGCAUCAUCAGCAGUUGGAAAAGAGCCAGUGUCGACACUCAUCAUUCUCUGUGGUCUCUUGUUAUGGAUAUUUGCUCAGCGAUUUCAAUGAAGCAAGUAACAGAUAAUAUAAAGCAGACAAUCAUAUGUUGAAGAUUAAUCUAUCCAUAAUAAUUUCAGCUUAUGCUUUGUGAUAUUUAUAUAAGUUUGAAUUAAAACAAAAAUAUGAUUUUUAAUUUUAAACGUUUUACUCUCUGUGUAUUAUAUUUACAGUUAGAUGUUUUAGAGGUAAAAAGAAGAGUUAUGCUUUUGAUGAUAAUUACCAUAGUAUCGCAUAAAAGGAUUGAACGGGUUUUUUCAAUUUCAUACAAGCAUGAACAUUUAAAACAAACCGUUCAAUCCUUAUAGUUACAUUCGAAAUAUUUUGUAAUGAUUUACC
Molecule: messenger RNA, 1540 nt
Organism: Mizuhopecten yessoensis (Yesso scallop)
Lineage: Eukaryota; Metazoa; Mollusca; Bivalvia; Pectinida; Pectinidae
Exons: 9
Coding region: 155-1213 (352 amino acids)
Source: RefSeq, a predicted model, not a curated record